Pan troglodytes (chimpanzee) is the source of this 8250-nucleotide messenger RNA. RefSeq lists its product as uncharacterized. NCBI's taxonomy places the organism in Eukaryota, Metazoa, Chordata, Mammalia, Primates, Hominidae. The record is from RefSeq and is a predicted model, not a curated record. The transcript has a single exon. The coding region runs from base 4310 to 5356 and encodes 348 amino acids.
UUUUAAAAUGCAUUUUUCUAAAUUAAUGCACACGGUGGAAUUGUGAAUUCACUCAAGUAUUCAAAAUUAAAGGUGAACAGAACAACAGUUACUAUACAAACACUAAGUAUGAAUGGAUCUUUAAAAAAACACCGGGCAUUUUCCUUCUGAUCAUGAUGAUAACACACACAGUGGUGAAAGGCAUCCUCUGCCGGCAGUCUCUCUUUUGCCUUAACCACAGUUCAUUUGUGAUGAUUUUAGUAAAAUGAAAAGUGUUUAGUAAAAUGGCUCUCAGGUUGCAGGGUUUGGUGUGGAGGCUUUAUUCAGUUAUCUAAACUGAGAAAUCUAAGUGAAUAUCCUUCCAUCAAGCACACGUGUCGGCCUGCAGCAUCCAUGCAAAGUUGUUCUGGAUUUCAAUGCCAAGAAACAGGAAUUCAAAUGCUAAGAAUAGACUGAAAGAGGCAGAGUCAUGCGUCCAUGUGGCCUCUGUACAUGACCCUACAAUUCUUGUCCUGUCCCUCAAAAAAGAAGGGAUGCUGUCCUCACUAUCAGAGUCACGGGGGGGAAACACAGCAGCAGCCCUUGUGUCCAGCCAGCUCCCCAGAUGGGAACCCAGGUCACCAGCAGAGCCGUGUGCACGAGGCUGGGCUGGCUCAGUUCCCAAGGGCAGGAGGACAUGGGGUCAGUUGAGCUCUGACAACUGGGGUCACAGGAGUGUCCACAGGGUGCCGAAAAGGUCCUGGUGUGUCCAUUCUGAUGGAACCAAAGGAAAGCCUUCCGGGAAGCUGGAGGAUGCGGACUUGAGCCUGGCUCUGCCUCUUGCCAGCUGGGUGUCCGGAGCAACAUAUGCAGACUCUGAGCUACCUCACCUGCGGAGCAGCCAGGGUUUCCAAAGGAGGGAGCUUCUCUGAGCACCUCUAAGGUCAGAGGGCAUUGGCCCAUGAAAGAGUCCCUGGACUGUGCAGUCCAGCCCAUGCUGACACCAUUCUGGGUCUGACGAGGCCUCGUGAGGGGGGACCACCGUGACAGGUGGGUCUGGCAUGAGAGUGAAGCAUCCUCACCCCCCAGGCUGCGGCGGUUUCCUCCACGUGCCCUCCUGGCUCACACCCGAGGCUGCGGCGGUUGCCUCCACGUGCCCUCCUGGCUCACCUGCCAGGCUGCGGUGGUUUCCUCCAUGUGCCCUUCUGGGCAGCUGUGUUCCCUGAGGGGGCCACCUGCCUCUUUGGCGCCACCGAGUCCCACAGUCUGUUUUAUUUCUCGGCCUGGGAGGACAUUAUGCACGGAGCUCGGAAACACAAUGAAGGCCACAUGGAGAGACAGCGGGCACACGGGUGUGGGCCUGGCCCAACCCCCAGCACAGCCAGGCUGAGGGCUCCUCUCCUGCCCAUUCAUAGAAUGUGGGUGCUGAUGCCAACGUCCUGGUUCAUUUGGGGCCCCACGAUACAGUGUGUGUGACAGUGCCUCGCCGUGCCCGUCCCAGAAGUCACAGCCAUGUCCACGGCUUUCACUCUGACCACCCUCCUAGCACCAGUUGCUGACAUUUUGCCUCCUGGGAAACAGUCUGUGAAAGGCAUGGGGUCCGUGUGGGACUCCCUGUGGCUGCCAGAAGGGUGCUGGGGUCGGCCUCCUGCAGUGGCCUGGCGGGUCAGGUCACCUGCCCAGGCGUCUCCCCUCUUAUACUCAGCGUUCAGCGCCCAUUUAUGCUUUGUGACAAUUCUUGCCUUUUACCUUCCCUCUGUGAGUGUAACUUUAAUUCUUUAGUAAAGGCAGGGUUAUUCCCAAACAACAUCAGGAAAAAUAUUCUGAGCCCUUCCUUCUCCUGCCAUGCAGCUUUGGGCAUGCUGAGGCAUCACCUUCUCACCAGGUCAUUGCCGCGACGGCCACCCAGGCUCCAAGAGUUCACACGUGACCUUGACUGAGUCCUCUCGCUGCUGAACAAAGGAACCUAUUUCCCUGUCUUGUAGCUUGGUCUGAUGGUUUGAUGAGUAAAUCGGAUGCCGGUAGAAUUUUAGAAACAUUGACCCAGUCCGUUAUCUUACAGAAAUGGAACCCAAAUCCUGUGAGGCAGGUGGCUUGGGUGAGGACUCGUGGCCACAGGUGGGAGAGCCAUGAUUCGGAGGACCCAGCCCUGCUCAAUCACACAGAUGCCUCCUGCAAAACCUGAGUUUUUUUUAACUCUUAUUUUAGGUUCAAGGGUACAUGUGCAGGUUUGCUAUAUGGGUAAAUUGUGUGUUGUGGGGGUUUGGUGUUACAGAUUGUUUGUUACCCAUGUGAUUAGCAUAGUGCCCGAGAGGUGGGUUUUCAGUCCUCACCCUCCUCCCACCCUUCACCCUCAAGUAGUUCUCAGUAUCUGUUGCUCCCCCAUUUGUGGCCAUAGGUGCCCAGUGUUUCGCUCCCACAUAUAAGUGAGAACAUGGAUAUUUGGCUUUCUCUUCCUGCAUUAGUUUGCUUAGGAUAAGGGCCUCCAGCUCCAUCCAUGUUCCUGCAGAAGACAUGAUCUGGUUCUUCUUUAUGGCUGCAUAGUAUUCCAUGGUGUAUAUGUAGCAUACUUUCUGUAUCCAGUCCACCAUGGAUGGGCAUUUAGGUUGAUUCCAUGACUUUGCGAUUGUGAAUAGUGCUGCGAUGGACAUGUGCGUGCCUGUGUGUCUAUGGUAGAACAAUUUAUAUUCCUUUGGGUAUAUACCCAGUAAUGGGGUUGCUGGGUCAGAUGGUAGUUCUGUUUUAAGUUCUUUGAGAAUUUGCCAAAUUGCUUUCCACAAUGGCCGAGCUAAUUUACAUUCCCACUAGCUCAUUCCCACUGAGCUAAUUUACAUUCCAUUCUUUUUUCUCGCCAGCAUCUGUUAUUUUUGGACUUUUUAGUACUAGCCAUUCUGACUGCUGUGAGAUGGUAUCUCAUUGUGGUUUUGAUUUGCAUUUCUCUAAUGAUCAGUGAUGUUGAGCUUUUUUUCAUAUGCUUAUUGACUGCAUGGAUGUCUUCUUUUGAGAGGUGUCUGUGCAUGUCCUUUGCCCACUUUUUUAUGGGGUUGUUUGAAAACCUGGUUUUUAUGUACAGGCUUCCUAUGACUUCCUAUGUCAGAAAAGCCCUGACUAACUUCACGUCUUGUGUAUAGAUCUCAUUUCUCUUCACCCUAGAUCUGUCUUUUAUGCUCCAUUCUUUCUCCUUGUGUUGUUGGGAACCAGCAGGUCAUGACCACACCCUGUUCUUGUGUCUGCAAAAGCAUUUUUUAUCAUACAAGUCUCUUAAGUUGAAGUUCCAAUAUUUUUCUUCAACUUUUGUGCAUUCCCCAAUUUGGAGAUCACUUUCUUAUGUGAUUCACAAACAAGGCUCUUGUUUUUGAGAUGCAGGGAGGAGACUUGUGUUCAAAAAAAGGACUAACUAAAAAGAGUAAUAAAUGUGGGAGAGAAGAUGAGAACUGAUCACAGCAAAAGACCUCUUUUCCUAAUCAGCUUGUCACCCCACUGCAAUACAGUCAGGUGGACAAAGAUGCAGAAAAGGUGGCUGAACCAUUGGGGCGGUAGGUUUCCUAACUCAGAGCCAGAGUGCUGCUGAUGUCCUCAAGUGCUAGCCCAUCACAGGCAGGGCUGGAUGAGGCUGAGACUUUCCACCCCCACCCCACCCAUGUCUGAGAGCAUCUCAGGGUACUCUCCUCCCGUGGGUCUCCGAUCUCCAAGAGGAGGAGAGAGGGAAAGACUGGUUUCCCAAAGCUCCUCCCUCUCCCUAGGAAUGGCCCACCUGAAGAAGACUGCAGGAGUCAGGAGUCACUGUUCCCUGAAUGUUUCUCGAUGCUGUGAUGUUUAAUAUGAGCAGACAACCAAGCGGCGUGCACGGCAGUUGGGCAGAGGCCUCAGAGUCAAGGCCCUGUGGGUGUCAGUCCUGGUUCUGUGGGGCCAUGUGUGUGUUUGAGGGACUUGCCUCAGCCUUCUCCAUGGCGUGGGGAAGCUGAGGAAGGGGGUCCAUCACAGGGUGGUUUUAAUGAUAAAAUGGGACAUCCAAGCAGAGGGUUAAAAAUUCAUGAAAAGCUGGAUUUGACUCUCACUGUCUUCACCGUAACUGCCCAUCUUUGAGAGUGAGCAGGAGGUUGGGACACCCCAAGAUGUGGGCACUGCCAGCCAACCACACAUUCCUGCACAGCUGCAGCAUAGUUCUGACUAAAUUCCAGACAAAACCUGGCUGAAAGAAAAUGUAGCAAUACCAUGAUCAAUGAGCCUGGGGUGCACACAUCAGAAAGAAGAGUGAGAGGGUGAAAGUGGCUCAGGAAAAAGAGAUCACAAAACAGCCCCAUUCCGCCUGAAGGAAAUCGCCACUGCGGGGCACGUGGUUCUCUGGUGGAUGCUGGUUAUCGCUGCUGUGGGGCAGUUGGUUCUCUGGUGGAUGCUGGUUAUCACUGCUUUGGGGCACGUGGUUCUCUGGCUGAUGCUGAUUAUCACCACUGAGGGACACUUUGUUCUCUGGUGGAUGCUGGUUAUCACUGCUUUGGGGCACGUGGUUCUCUGGCUGAUGCUGAUUAUCACCACUGCAGGACACUUUGUUCUCUGGUGGAUGCUGGUUAUCGCCGCUGUGGGGCAUGUGCAUGUGGUACUCUGGCUGAUGCUGAUUAUCGCCGUUGCAGGGCACGUUGUUCUCUGCUGGAUGCUGGUUAUUGCCACUGUGGGGCGCGUGGUUCUCUGGUGGAUGCUGAUUAUCGCCACUGUGGGGCGCGUGGUUCUCUGGUGGAUGCCGGUUAUCGCCGCUGUGGGGCGCGUGGUUCUCUGGUGGAUGCCGGUUAUCGCCGCUGUGGGGCGCGUGGUUCUCUGGUGGAUGCUGGUUAUCGCCGCUGUGGGGCGCGUGGUUCUCUGGUGGAUGCUGGUUAUCGCCGCUGUGGGGCGCGUGGUUCUCUGGUGGAUGCUGGUUAUCGCCGCUGUGGGGCGCGUGGUUCUCUGGUGGAUGCUGGUUAUCGCCGCUGUGGGGCGUGUGGUUCUCUGGUGGAUGCUGGUUAUCGCCGCUGCGGGGCGCAUUGUUCUCUGGUGGAUGCUGGUUAUCGCCGCUGUGGGGCGCGUUGUUCUCUGGUGGAUGCUGGUUAUUGCCGCUGCGGGGUGCGUGGUUCUCUGGUGGAUGCUGGUUAUCGCCGCUGUGGGGUGCGUGGUUCUCUGGUGGAUGCUGGUUAUUGCCGCUGCAGGGCAGGUGGUUCUCUGGCUGAUGCUGAUUAUCGCCGCUGCGGGGCAUGUGGUCCUCUGGUGGAUGCUGGUUAUCGCCACUGUGGGGCGUGUGGUUCUCUGGUGGGUGCUGAUUCAAUUCCGGACCCACGCGGCUCUAGGCUGUCUGGGGCCACAGCAUACAGGAAAGUUGAUAAUCACAGGUGUGGCAUGUUCCCUCUCCACUGCCCACCCCCAGCUGUGAGCCCACCCCUGCCCCUCUGGAGACACCAAGCCAGAACGCAGGAGUGCUGCUGUGAGAGUAACCUCAAAACCGUCGAAACUUCUAUCAAAAGCAGUUAUUCCUAACCUUCUGCGUCAUAUUGUUGGGAAUGCAUUCCUUUUUGAAAGUCUGCACUUGGUCACAGGUGGGCUGGCACCUGCUAUCGAUGGAUGUUUCUUCAUCCUCUGAGCUCCCAGUGGGGCUUCAGAGCAGGGGCCAGAGCAGCCCCACACCCGCUCCCUCUGCAGAUCACUGCUGCUCAGCUUUUCAUGGCCAGAAAAGUUCUUUUCUAAUGGGAGUAUUGACUUGGAGAAUUUUCAAAGUUUGGCAAGAAUCCACUGCAGCCUGGAUGGGUUGAUAUUUAUGCUGUGUUUGGUGUUGUUUGAUUUUGUUUAUCUGUUUUUAAUCCCUUCUGUAAUCAGAGCAAAUGUAGGGAUAUGAGAGGCAAGAUGAAAGUGAAAACAGUAAAAAUACAGCCAGAGUUUGUCUCCACCUCCUCACAACCUAUUACAUGAAUGAAAUGAAGGCUCUGAGUGACUCCUCCCGUUAAAGUGCAGUUGGCAGGAAUGGGACCCAAAACAAAAUGGCUUCUCCUUAGUCCCGUAGACUUGGGGUCAAUGCAAGGUGCAGGAUGCACUUAGCCAUGUGUGAAUCGUGGUCACCAUGUUGCCAGCUCUGAAAACUGCAGAUUUGACCCACCCUUUCCAUGGGGCAGAGUUAACCUGAGAAGAGGCUAUGCUGGGCUGUGGGGGUCCAUGCUCAGCUACAGGCGUGGCAGGAAGACAUCUCAGCUCAGUACAGGGCGUGGCCGAGCAACCCGGCUAGUGUGGGGUCCAGGGAGGAGAAACCCAACAGACAGGAAACACUGUCUGAAACUUGGAAAGAUACAUCCUAUCCAACCAAAAUGAGGAAAGCCUCUCAAGAGAAGCGAUGCUUUGAAUCCAGAGUAUGAGACCCAGCGGAGGCUGCUGGUGUUGGAAUGUGGAGAAGAGUUGGGAAGAUCAGCCCUCAAGGUCCGGAGCUGCUGGGAAUGAGACAAAUGUUGGGGUGAGUGAGCUCACAGCCACCCUGCCCUCCAGCCCAUGCAAGGAAGCAGACAGCCCACCCGCCGCCCUGUUUCCAGAACCUGGAACCUGGUGGCUGGUGGAGAAGAAGGGGCAGAUUUGUCUUCUUUCAGCCUAGAAAUCCUUCCUCCACCUCUCUAUCCACCAUGCCAAAAUGUCGGGGGGUGACCUAAGGCUGGGGCUGUGAGCUGGCCCACGUAGGAGCCACCAUUUCCAUUCAUGUUUUAGAUUCAUUUAUGAAACAGACAGAAAUUGCCUAAUUGAGAACUAGCUGGUCCAUGUUUGAGGCCAACCUAAAUAGAGAAUUCUUGCCAUUUUAAAACCCUGCGUCAUUCUAAACAACACCUCACUUGACUAGGUGGCCUGGUUUUCUUGUUUCAGCAUUUUGCCUCUACAGGAUUGUUUUUGUUUUUGUUUUUGAGGAAAUAGUUAAAACUGAGAAUUUUAUAUGGUAGGGAUCUGAAGAAGAGAAAUUGGAAAUGGGGAAAAAUGGUUUCAAAAAUGAAGUUUAUCUGCAAUGUAGUUAUUAUGGACCAGAUUCAGUGAACUGGGAAGAGUCCACUGAAAGUGUGCGGCCCAAGACAGUUGAGCUUUUGGUUGAAUGAAUUUAAGCAUUUGGGCUGAAGCUCUGAAGGCAUGUUCAGUUAAACACUUAUCAGUCUGCCAGCAUGAAUAAAAGGAGAAAUGCCUGCCACAUUCCUUAAGACACUCCCUAUUUUUAACGAACUGUCUGUAGAGUUUGGGCAAUGUAGUUCUUCCUCAAAGUUCCUUCCACAUGGACUAGCUUCAGUGAAUGUUUCUCAUGUAAAAUAGAUGCUUUUAUUUUGAGCCAUGAUUUUCUCCAAUGAUUCUACCCCAUUUUGCAAAGCACCAUGACCGUAUUAAAUGAUGCCAUGAGAAGCACGUGUCAGUCCCAGGUGACAACACAACUUCAGCAGAGCAUCCAGCGUGUGUAUAAUGUGCACGAGGUGAAGAAGGCUGGGCUGGACCAAGACCUGGGAAGCAAAUCCUAUGACUUCUCCUCUUUGUGAAUUAAUGGCACCCCCCUUUUAUAGUCUGACCAAAUAUCUUAAACAUUUUAUGACCCAAUUCCUUUUCUCCUGGUAUUUGAAAUGGGAAUUAAAUGCAAUAAAAUCAAUAUAGUAAAAACGUAUCAAUAAUUGGAGUGGCUAAAUGAAACAAUGGGUAUCAGAAAUUUUAUUCUAAUCCCUGCACUCCAGCCCCAGGGUAAAGUUGAGGUGAUAAUGAGGCCUCAGUGGGAGGGAUGGGUAACCCCGGCGCAUGCACCUGCUUACCCUCAGAAGACCACAAAACUUCUCUCCAGAAAAAAUUACACUUUCUCGGUCUGCUGAGGUCUCCCUGUGUCAGGUGAAGUUUUAUUGUAGUCCUUACCAUGGAAGAAUUGUUUGCAGGAUGUUUCAGCUCAUUUCUUGAGCAUUUCAAUGGCAUCACUGACACCAACCACUCAGAAAAGCUGGACUACUCAGUGGGAUGCCCAGCAUUUGGUGUAGUUGAGCCCAGCCUGCCAUCUAAGGUGAGUGUGCACCUUCUCUGAUUGCAGUCCAUGCAGGUGAGCCAUUAGAGCUUGCCGUUAGAGUCUAAAUCCUGAGUGAGAAUCACUCUGGGUAUUUUGUGUUUCCUAAUACUUGAUUAUUUGGCCCAAAAAUUUAAUAUGGAGGCAAGUGCACACAUACACCACAUGCUUAUAAACAUGCACUAUCUGGACCACUUUCUAUUUUCCCCUAGUAAUUAAGUGACCUUUGGAAAAGUUCAUUCUUGGUUAUAUCUAAAACACACACACACACACACACA